Lodderomyces theae is the source of this 1542-nucleotide messenger RNA. It is a transcript of the gene FCY21, whose product is annotated as purine-cytosine permease. The record is from RefSeq and is a predicted model, not a curated record. The coding region runs from base 1 to 1542 and encodes 513 amino acids. Lineage: Eukaryota; Fungi; Ascomycota; Pichiomycetes; Serinales; Debaryomycetaceae. Gene Ontology annotation, biological process: cytosine transport; transmembrane transport. The transcript has a single exon. Gene Ontology annotation, molecular function: nucleobase transmembrane transporter activity. Gene Ontology annotation, cellular component: fungal-type vacuole membrane; plasma membrane.
AUGAAGCAUACUGAAGAAGAAAAGACCGUUGGUCUCGAACACGAAAAGAGUCUCAAUUACGAAGACGACUUUGCUCCAAGUUCCCAAGCCUCGCAAACAGAAGUACAAGAAACCAAUGUCAAUUUUAUCGAUCGUUGGGCCCACAAAUUGAAAGCUGAAACUAAAGGUAUUGAUUUAGUCACUGAUGAAGAAAAAACCGAUACUUCAGUAUGGAAUGCCGCUACUAUGUGGUUGAGUGCCAAUUUGGUCAUUGCCACUUUUGCUCUUGGUGCAUUGGGGAUCACUGUGUUUGAUUUAGCUUUUGGUCAAGCAGUCUUGACAAUCAUCUUUUUUGCCGGAUUGGGUAAUCUCACCGUUGCCUACUUUUCCUUAUUUGGACCUGUUUUGGGAUUGAGACAAAUGAUUUUGUCGCGUUUGAUGAUUGGUGAUUUGACGGUGCGGAUAUUUAGUGCUAUUAAUGUUGUUGCUUGUGUUGGUUGGGGUGCUGUCAAUAUCAUGUCAAGUGCCCAAUUGUUGCACAUUGUCAAUAAUGGCGCCUUGCCUCCAUGGGCCGGAUGCUUGAUUCUUGUUUUGUGUACCAUCUUGGUAACAUUUUUUGGAUACCAUGUCAUUCACAUUUAUGAGAAAUGGUCAUGGAUCCCCAACUUGAUCAUCUUCAUCAUCAUUAUUGUCAGAUUUGCCAUGUCGGGUAAUUUCGAUAGUGCAAAUUUCGUUGGUGGUCAAACUACUGCUGGUAAUGUCUUGAGUUUCGGUAGUACAGUUUUCGGGUUCGCUACUGGGUGGACCACUUAUGCGUCAGAUUACACAGUUUAUCAACCAAGAAACACCAAUUUGAUGAAGUUGUUUAUUGCUAUUUUCCUUGGUAUUUAUCUUCCAACUGUAUUUGCAUUGAUUUUGGGUGCUGCUUGUGCCACCGGUAUCAAGUCCGAUCCUAAUUGGGCAGCACAAUACGACGAAAACUCAGUCGGUGGAUUGGUUUACUCCAUCUUGGUUACUGAUUCAUUACAUGGGUUUGGACAAUUUUGUUGUGUUGUGUUGGCAUUGUCAACAGUUGCAAACAAUAUCCCAAAUAUGUACUCAAUGGCACUCAGUGCCCAAACUGUUUGGACCAAAUUCCACAAGAUCCCUCGUGUUGCAUGGACAUUCAUUGGUAAUGGUGCAACAUUGGCCAUUUGUAUCCCAGCUUACUACAAGUUUGAAUCAGUUAUGGAAAACUUUAUGAAUUUGAUUUCAUACUAUUUGGCUAUUUAUGAAUCUCUCUUGUUGAGUUCACACUUGAUUUGGCACAAGGGUAAAUUCAGAUCGUAUGAUUACGAGCACUACAAUGAUAAAUCAACGUAUCCUAUUGGAUUAGCCGGUACUUUUGGUUUUUGUUGUGGGAUUGCUGGUGUUGUUUUGGGCAUGAACCAAACUUGGUAUGCCGGUGUUAUUGGUAGACAGAUUGGAGACUUUGGUGGUGAUAUUGCGUUUGAAUUGGCUUUUGUAUUUGCCUUUGUUGGAUUCAACGUAACGAGGUAUUUCGAAAAGAAGUACAUACGGUAG